CAAAAAUUUUAUUGGCCUAUUAAAAGUUCACGUAGCAAAAAUCAAACUUGUGAAGUGCAUCGGUGCCGUGCCUGAAAAUCCCAAAAACCCAUCUGAUCCCAAAGCCUCUCUUCAUCCGCUCAACCAUUCAAAACCUUCGCUUUCAUUCUCUGACUUCUACUUUGAAUUCCCACAAUCCCUGUUUUUUUCUUUUCUCUUUGUUUAUAUUUGUUUUCCUUUGAACUUCGCCCAUUGCCGCCGUCCUCACCUCUCUGGCCUCUGUUGAAGACGAAACUCGCAAACCCAAUUCACGGUUUUGAAUCUGGACACCUUUUGCCGCGUCCACAGAGUCACUGGUCCAGAGGUUGUAUUAUUGUCGAAUUCUGUGGACAUCUUGAAGAAUUGUUUUUGUCUCUUUCGUUCACUCAUGUCAUGGCUGGCUGAGCUUAUGCGUGAGGCGCUGGCGCUGUCAAUGAAUAUCAUAUUCACCCCAAGAGGAAUAAAGUGCAACGGUUAUGGAGGGAGGGUACCGUGGGACUAAUGACUCUGAACUCAGACGAAGUGUAUCAAAUGAUCGAACAAGCAGUGCUACUUCUUCAUUAAGGAGGCGUUCUUUAAGUUUAUCAGGUGCUCAGCCUUCCCAAAUAGAUGAUGACAUUGAAAGUGAGCGUGUUUCAGAGGCAGGAGAUAUAGGGGAUCGGGCUCUUCACAGCAACAGGCACAGUGAGAGUGGCAGCAUCCGCUUGUUGCCUUCAGAGGACAUUCAACUGCAAUCCUAUGGGUUCUGGUGUCGUGAUCCGGUUACAUCCACUGCAAUAUCCCCUGUCUCACCCUUGCCAGAGGAAAUCGUAUCUCCUCUUUCCACUGAUGCAGUCGUAUGCCAUGAGGACAAAAAGCAAGAAACUACAACAAAGUUGCCAAAAUUGUUGGAGUAUGGUUCAUGUAUGACUCAUUUAGCCGUUUUUGGCAUUCUUGGGGUGUUAACGAGAUAUCUGCUGCAAAAGUUGUUUGGCCCUGGAGUUGUUGGUGUAACAAGCAACCAAACCAUUCUCUACCUCGACCUUCCUUCUAAUAUGGUUGGUUCUUUCUUGAUGGGGUGGUUUGGUGUUGUUUUCAAAGGAGAUAUUUCAUAUGUGUCAGAUCAUUUGGCCAUUGGAUUAACAACCGGUUACUUGGGAAGCCUUACAACUUUCAGUGGGUGGAACCAGAAAAUGCUUGAACUCAGUGUUGAAGGCCAUUGGGUUUUUGUUCUGCUGGGUUUCUUAAUAGGUCUGUUUCUUGCGGCCUACUCCAUCAUUGUUGGGGUAGAGACAGCUAAGGGUUUGAGGCAGCUUCUUGAAAGGAGUUCAGGAUGUGGUAUAACUAGCUCUGGCACGAGCUGGAGGGUCGACAGCCACAAGCGUCACUUGGUAGUUUUAGCUGUGUUUUCGCUGAUGCUAGUUUCUCUAUGGAGUGUAAGUGGAGUAUUGCUAAGGGAGGAGUUUAGCAGUGACAGCAGUGAGGCGCAACUAUGGUUGGCUUGCAUAGUUGGACCUCUAGGUGUGUGGAUCAGGUGGUUCUUAGCCAGGCUCAAUGGACGUGGAUUAGGAAGAAUGGGGUUGUUGAAAUGGUUUCCAUUUGGUACUCUAAUUGCCAAUGUUUCUGCAGCUUGUGUCAUGGCAGCUCUGUCUACUGUGAAGAAAGAGGUGGAUACUAAGACGUGUGAUAUUGUCGCAACAGGCAUACAAUUUGGAUUGCUGGGCUGCCUGAGUACCGUUUCUACCUUCAUUGCUGAGUUCAAUGCAAUGAGAGAAAGCAAAUACCCCUGGAGAGCAUACACAUAUGCCAUGGUUACGAUAUGUACCUCGUUUGGUCUGGGGACCCUGAUAUAUUCUGUACCUGUUUGGACAAAGGGGUACAAGUAGCAUGCUGGGGACAGCCUUUUGAUGCUUCUUCUUCUGCAAUGCAAUGCCUCCGAGUCAUGUUGGCUUCACACAAUGUUCAGUCAAUCUGAGCAUUGAGCGCGUCAAGGGUCUUGCGGAAGGCCUUUUGAUGCUGCUUCUUUUGAUGGGCUGCCUGAGUACCGUUUCCAACUUCAUUGCCGACUUCAAUGUAAUUUAGAUUAAAUUAAAGUAGAAUAUCACU
Messenger RNA from Prunus avium (sweet cherry), 2103 nucleotides. RefSeq names its product camphor resistance CrcB family protein. NCBI's taxonomy places the organism in Eukaryota, Viridiplantae, Streptophyta, Magnoliopsida, Rosales, Rosaceae. The record is from RefSeq and is a predicted model, not a curated record. Gene Ontology annotation, biological process: fluoride transmembrane transport. Gene Ontology annotation, molecular function: fluoride transmembrane transporter activity. Gene Ontology annotation, cellular component: plasma membrane.